AUGGCCUCCGAAGCAAAGCCUGCCAAACCUACUACUCACCAGCUUCUCAGCAUCUGCAAGUCUCUCGUCGCCGGUGGAGUCGCCGGAGGAGUGCAUGUACCAAAUGGAUCACGAACUGCUGUGGCUCCUCUGGAGAGAUUGAAGAUUCUGCUGCAGGUUCAAAAUCGUCAAAAUAUAAAAUACAACGGAACAAUUCAAGGCUUAAAAUAUAUAUGGAAAACUGAGGGUUUUAGAGGAUUGUUUAAAGGAAACGGAACUAACUGUGCUCGUAUUGUCCCAAAUUCCGCAGUAAAGUUCUUUAGCUAUGAGCAAGCUUCCAAGCUCCCUCUAAUUGUGCUUAAUACAUUCUGCAGGGGUAUCUUAUGGCUCUAUCAGCAGCAACCUGGAAAUGGUGUACGUAAAUCAUUUGCUAUAAUGGCAUUGCUUUGUAAGGAAAUGUCACCAAAGGAAUCAACCCCCUCUAGCAGCAAAGAAGCUCAGCUCACUCCUAUUCUGCGUCUUGGAGCUGGAGCAUGUGCCGGAAUCAUUGCCAUGUCUGCCACUUAUCCAAUGGACAUGGUGCGAGGAAGGCUAACAGUCCAGACAGAAGCAUCUCCUCGUCAAUACAGAGGAAUUUACCAUGCUCUUUCAACAGUCUUCAGGGAAGAAGGCGCUCGAGCUCUGUACAAAGGCUGGCUACCUUCAGUCAUAGGAGUUAUACCAUAUGUGGGUCUUAAUUUUUCCGUAUAUGAGUCUCUCAAAGACUGGUUGAUUCGAUCUAAACCGUUUGGAAUAGCUCAAGACUCUGAGCUAAGUGUGACCACAAGGCUUGCUUGUGGUGCUGCUGCUGGAACUGUUGGCCAAACUGUGGCUUAUCCCCUUGAUGUCAUUCGCCGAAGAAUGCAAAUGGUGGGUUGGAAAGAUGCUGCUCCAGUAGUCGCUAGUGAGGGGAAGAGCGUAGUUGAAUAUACUGGCAUGGUUGAUGCCUUCAGGAAAACUGUGCAUCAUGAAGGAUUUGGAGCAUUAUACAAAGGCUUAGUUCCCAAUUCAGUGAAGGUGGUCCCUUCCAUAGCUAUUGCUUUUGUGACAUACGAGAUGGUCAAGGACAUUCUUGGAGUAGAAAUUAGAAUAUCCGACUGA
This is a messenger RNA of Sphenostylis stenocarpa, 1119 nucleotides long. NCBI's taxonomy places the organism in Eukaryota, Viridiplantae, Streptophyta, Magnoliopsida, Fabales, Fabaceae. The record is from the annotation of a GenBank genome assembly.